GGAGAUCAAUCAGUGUUUGUUUUUGAAAGUUUCAAAUUUUGAAAGUUUAAACUCUGACUUCUAAGUUUCUAAGUUUUCGACUUGGAAUAGAUGAUUGAUUAGAUACCUACCUUCCUAUUUCUCUAAUUUCCCUUGUUUAUAAAUCACUUAUUACAAAAUUUCAUGCUUGGUUUUAAAGCUAAACAUAUUAUAUGUAGUGUAUUCGGCGGUAAUACGAAUAGUUAUUACCUAUAAUUAAUAACGUAAUAUUUAUGAUAAGAUUGUUGUAGAUUGGUACCUUUUUAAAGAACCAGGUACCUUGUUAAAAUAUUAAAUUAUGUCUGGCGUUCCAUUGAGUCUUACUGAAAUUUUUUAUAUAGAAGAAGGAGUGAACGAUGAUUUUCGUUCAGAUGGACGAUCAAAUAUAGAUUACAGACCUAUGGAACUAGAAACUGAUGUGGUUAGCCAUGCUAGUGGAUCUGCCCGACUUCGGCUAGCUAACACAGAUAUACUUGUAGGUGUCAAAACUGAAAUUGAUGUCCCAAAGCCAGAUAUGCCAAGGGAAGGGAAAAUAGACUUCUUUGUAGAUUGUUCAGCUAAUGCAACUCCAGAAUUUGAGGGUCGAGGAGGGGAACAAUUGGCUACUAGAAUAUCUAACAUGUUACAAAAGGCAUACCAUUCUUCACAAGCCUUUGACCUUACCCAGUUGUGUAUAUUCGAAGGAAAACAAUGUUGGAAACUGUAUGUUGAUAUUCUAAUAUUAGAAUGUGGAGGCAAUUUAUGUGAUGCUGUUUCAUUGGCGGUAAAGGCUGCUCUAUUUAACACAAGGAUACCAUUAGUUAAAGCCGCUCUGAUGGAUGGUGGAAACAUAGAUUUAGAACUCUCUGAUGAUCCAUUUGACAGUAAACAUUUAGAUAUUGGAAGUGCACCACUAUUGGUCACAUUAUGUAAGAUAGGAGAAAAUUGUGUGGUAGACCCCUCAGCUGAAGAAGAAAGAUGUACUGUUGUAUCACUUGUUGUUGGUAUAUCUGGCAACAAAAAAUAUUAUACAAAUGAAGCAAAGGAAUCGACCAAUGUAGAAUGUAAAUUUACAGCAAUAGGAAUGAAUGGUGAGGGAAGUGUCACACCAGACACACUAACACAAGCAAUCGCACAGGGAAUGAUUGCAGCUAAGUGCUUGGAUGAAGCUCUCGGUAAAACACUUCUCAGGGAGAAAGACCAAGUUGUGCGAUUUAAGAAGGAUACAUAUGGUUUUCUUAAAUAAAGUAUUUACCAGU
Leptidea sinapis is the source of this 1256-nucleotide messenger RNA. It is a transcript of the gene Rrp42, whose product is annotated as exosome complex component RRP42. The record is from RefSeq and is a predicted model, not a curated record. The transcript is spliced from 6 exons. Lineage: Eukaryota; Metazoa; Arthropoda; Insecta; Lepidoptera; Pieridae. The coding region runs from base 317 to 1243 and encodes 308 amino acids. Gene Ontology annotation, biological process: nuclear polyadenylation-dependent rRNA catabolic process; nuclear mRNA surveillance; nuclear polyadenylation-dependent mRNA catabolic process. Gene Ontology annotation, cellular component: cytoplasmic exosome (RNase complex); nuclear exosome (RNase complex).